Molecule: messenger RNA, 1320 nt
Organism: Hemisphaericaspora subhashii
Lineage: Eukaryota; Fungi; Ascomycota; Pichiomycetes; Serinales; Debaryomycetaceae
Product: 2-aminoadipate transaminase
Exons: 1
Coding region: 1-1320 (439 amino acids)
Biological process (GO): biosynthetic process
Molecular function (GO): pyridoxal phosphate binding; L-2-aminoadipate:2-oxoglutarate transaminase activity
Source: RefSeq, a predicted model, not a curated record
AUGUCCAAACCAAUAAUAAACUUCUUCAAGGGCCAUCCAUCUCGAGAACUUCUCCCCACCAAAGCAAUCGCAAGCACCUUUCAAAAAAUUCUUUUAGAAUCUGAUUAUCUCGAAUAUGACACCGAUCCAAGCAAUCAACAUCCAUUACAAUAUGGAACCGACCCAGGAAACCUCGAUAUUCGAAAAAUAUUAUCCAAUUGGCUCGACACGAAAUAUGGUAAAACAGGGGGAUAUAUUGAUCCGAAUUGUAUAAACCUAACCGCGGGUGCUUCAUAUGGUGUGGCUAAUAUUUUGGCCUCGGUGACUGAUUCAUGUAGGAUAACGAAACUUGCAUUUAUCGUGACGCCGACUUAUUAUUUGAUUAAUGGAUCAUUCUUGGAUUUAGGAUUUGAUGAAUCUAAUAUGGUUGCGAUUAAAGAAACUCCAGAACAAGAAUAUGAUCUUGAUAUCGAAGAGCUUGAAAGACGACUUGAAUUAGAAUCGAAAGAUUUAGAACUGGCCGAUGACGGAAGGGAGAUUAAUAUUAUUGAGGAUCCAGUUAGGGGUGAUAGAAAACUUUAUAGAUUUGUCAUGUAUUUAGUGCCUACAUUUUCAAAUCCUGGUGGAAUCACCUAUUCAUUAAAAACAAGACAUAAAUUGAUCGAAUUGGCAAGAAGGUAUGAUAUGUUGAUCAUAAGUGAUGAUGUAUAUGAUUUUCUCGAUUAUAAAGAACAGAAUCAUCCCCCCAUUGCAACAUUUAGUCAACUUGAUAAAGAUUCAUUACCAAGUUAUAAGACUUAUGGGAAUACAAUUUCAAAUGCUACAUUUUCAAAAAUAUUAGCUCCCGGAUUAAGAGUUGGUUGGCAACAUACACCAACAUCGAAAUUAGUUUCACAAUUGGCUAUAACUGGUGCAAAUAAAUCAGGAGGUACUCCGGCACAAUUAUCGACGUUUGUGGUGGGCGAGAUGAUUAAAUCAGGUAAGGCUGAUGAAAUUAUUGAAGAUUUUAAACGGGUUUAUAAAAAAAGAGCCAGGGUUGUUAUUGAAAGUAUUGGGAAAUAUUUACCUAAGAGUACAAAAGUAUAUGGAGGUGAUGGGGGAUAUUUCUUUUGGAUCAUAUUGCCUGAAAUCGAGGAUCAUUCAUUGAUUGUUAAAGAACUUCAACGAGAUCAUAAUGUAAUUUUAGCUGGAGGUGAAAAUUUCGAAGUUGCUGGAGAUUCACAAGAUUGGGGGAAAUGUUGUGUUAGAUUAAGUAUUAGUUUCUUAUCUGAAGAAGAGAUAGAAGAAGGGAUAAAGAUUUGGGGAAGUGUAAUUAGAAAGCAUUAUGGUGAUUUAUACUAG